Liolophura sinensis is the source of this 12416-nucleotide messenger RNA. RefSeq names its product dynein axonemal heavy chain 3-like. Lineage: Eukaryota; Metazoa; Mollusca; Polyplacophora; Chitonida; Chitonidae. Gene Ontology annotation, cellular component: dynein complex. The coding region runs from base 195 to 12401 and encodes 4068 amino acids. Gene Ontology annotation, biological process: microtubule-based movement. The transcript is spliced from 72 exons. Gene Ontology annotation, molecular function: ATP hydrolysis activity; ATP binding; dynein intermediate chain binding. The record is from RefSeq and is a predicted model, not a curated record.
AUGUUGCUCCGUGUGUUGAUGAUACUAGUGCACUAACCGAGCCUUAGAACAGAAAGAAAAAGAAUAAUGUAGCCGGUUGAUAGUGUUUCUGUAUAGUUUUAUAGGUUGACUGUGGAUUUGUUUAUCUCGGGUUUAGCUGAAGAAGCUGCAGGACUUACGGAGUACGCUACAAACAAACCAAUCACCUACCGAAAAUGGCGCUAGAUCGGCCAAACCAAGUGAGGACAUCGCAAACUAAGAUGUUCCAAGAUAUGCAACCUACAAUAUUUAGCUCCAGCAAAAGCAAGGGCUUACCAGGCCUGCCACCUCUGCCCUCUUCAGAGCAAGAUGCCUCUGAUCUUUACCAGAUUGUUCUGAGGAAUAGCCAGCAUCCUCCAAUCAUGAAAGGUACAUCCUGGACUUUGGCAUCCCCUUUUAAAGAGGACAGAUUCCAUAGAUCUCCCAGUGAAUCCAUCGGCAACAAUUACACACCAACUGCGUCCAACCUCAAGUUGAGAGAUAUACCAAAGAUGACAAGAGCUAAGACAAAAAUGGAAAUUGGGAAGAAAAGUCCCAGGCAGUCUAAAGAAUUCUCUCGAAUGAAGACAACGCUUGGACACAGCGCAUCUGUUAUACCCCCUGUAGUCACCAAUGGAACUUCUGCUGCUGAUGACACUGAAGAACCUCUGCCUCCUAGUCGUCCCAUGAGUCCUAUGGAACAGCAGAACAUCAUGCUGAGUAGAGAGAAACAAGAGCUAGAUCUCACUGGGGAACCUUCUGACAGAGAUCAGGAGCGAUAUUACUUCUACAUACAACAAGGUAUCCAGAAGAACAUGUUGGCUCCUCAGCCCCCUGAACAGAUGAAAAAGAUCAAACAGCUGGUACCUAAUGCCCUGCUCUCAAACUCUGACCUGGACCUCAGUGUGCAAACUCUGACUGAGGAGAUUGAUGAAGAUUACGAACACAGCCUGCGGAAAUCCAUUGUCGACUACAUUCUGAAAGAUCCAGAGGAAAAGAACAGACUUCAUAUCUCACAAACCCCAAAAUCUUUCCCUCAAAGGAUAAUCCGAGCUCCAAUUCCAUGGCAUGACACUUAUGUGCAGGCCAAGGAAUUCAACUAUAAACAUUUGUUUAUCAAUAAUGGCAUCAUGCAGGAGUUAAGAAACAUCUGGUCCGAUCAGUUCUCCCAGCUGAGAUUUGUCAAUCUCCAGGAAUUGCUGGCUGCUGAUCUUCCUCUCCUACCCACAGAGUUUGAAUCUCUAGUGAAAAAACAAUGCUGGGAAUCACAUGAAGUUCUCAGGAAAAGCUGGAUUCCCACAUGUGCAAAGAUGUGUUUGGACAAGAAGGACUUGUGGCACCAUCUUUUGCCACAGUAUAACUCCCAGUCUGAAGAGUUCAUCAGAGGGUUCUUCUCCACAGUUGCCUCCCUUAUGUCCCUACAGCUCAGGGAAAUGGUUAUUAACUCUCUGGCUGACUUCCUGGCAUUCUUUGAAAUUCACGAGACAGGGAAUGAUUUUGGGGAAGAGUUUGACGAGCUCCAGUAUGUGAUGUCCCAGGUGAUGAUCAUCAAACUAAGAGUUGAGGAGCCAAAGAUUGUCUUUGAUCCUCCUUUCCGAGAUAUCAGAGAUAUUAUCCUCCGAUGCUUCUCUGAGAUCAUUGCCAGUGCUGAUGGGUUAACCAGGGUGGAGUGUGAAAUAUUCCCGGAAAUAAGAGGUCAAAGGCUACUCUUGAGGUCUGUCAAAAUUGAAGAGACUUUGGUGACAGACUAUGUGGACAAAGCCAUGGAGAUUUUCAAACUGAACACUGUUGGACCACAAAAGUAUUUGAACUUGUACAAGAAAUACUCAGAUCUUCUGAAUGGCAAAGCUGACCAAGAAGUUACAGCUUUUUUGAAAGAGACACAUUCCAUACAGGCCUUCAAAAAUAAAAUCAUGGGAUAUGACAGUUUGAAGACAGAAAUUGCUUUGUUGAGGAUUACAGUCCCCUUGAGCAUGUUCUGUUUGGAUUGUCUGACCCUGAAUGCUGACCUGUGUGUGAAGGCUGGGCAGCUCAGGGAGAGAGUGAUACAGUUUGAGGUGGACCAGAACAGGGAUCUCAACAGAGCAAUUUGUCGAAAGUAUGAUGAGAUGGCAGACACAGUGAGUGAUGUACCGGACACUACAAAAGACUUGGUGGAAACUCAGGAGUACCUGAAAGAAUCUGUCGACAUAACUGUGUACAAACUGAAGGAAGACACAGAUGAGGCUGCCACACGACUUAUGUUUCUACUGGACUAUGCUAUCCUACCAUUUGAGGAUAUCAAGCUGAACAGCACAGUAUUUCACUGGCCAGAGCAUAUCCGGACUGUGUUUGAUCUCAGUCAGAAUCGGCUACAGAGCAAGAGAGAGGCCAUUGAGGAUGAACUGAAGAAGAAAGUUUCUGCUUUUGAAGAUAAACUCAAUGAGUAUUACAAAGAGGUGGAAUCUUUCAGAAAGAAAGAGAUAAUGAGUUCAGACGAGAUGAAGUCUAAUGUGGAACAACUGGCCAAACUACAGGAGAAUCUAGAGGCAGCCAGAUUAGAGCUGGAGUCAAUCAAUGAGGAGGAGUCGCUAUUGGAAUGGGAACCCACUGCCUUCCCACAGCUUCAGCAGAUGUUCCAAAUGAAGGAUCCAUAUGAUAAGCUCUGGAACACUGCCUACACAUUCCACAAUAAACAGGAGCAAUGGAUGAAUGGACCAUUCACAAAUCUCAAUGCUGAAGAGAUUGAGACAGAGGUUGGGGACAUGUGGCGUACCAUGUACAAGUUGACCAAAUCCUUCUCUGAUCAACAAGGCCCUAGAAGGAUAGCAGAUAGCGUCAAAGGGAAGAUAGACAAGUUCAAACAGCAUUUGCCUAUACUUCAAACCAUCUGCAACCCGGGUAUCAGAGACAGGCACUGGGAGGCUAUGAGUGACAUUGUAGGCUUUGACCUGAAACCUCAGCCUGACACAUCUCUGUUCCACAUGUUAGACUAUGGCCUUGGAAAACAUCUUGCUAGAUUGGAGGAGAUUGGAGCAGCAGCAGCCAAGGAAUACUCUCUGGAGAAGGCAUUGGAAAAGAUGAAGACAGAAUGGAAGCCAAUGAGCUUUGAUAUGACACCAUACAGAGAAACUGGAGUUUCUAUCUUGUCUUCUGUUGAUGAGAUCCAGCUACUUCUGGAUGACCACAUUGUCAAGGCUCAGACCAUGAGAGGCUCACCCUUCAUCAAGCCAUUUGAAGUAGAAAUGAAGGAAUGGGAAGAAAAACUCCUUCUCAUGCAGGACAUCUUAGAUGCCUGGUUGAAGUGUCAAGCCACCUGGCUUUACUUGGAGCCUAUCUUCAGCUCUGAGGACAUCAUGAUGCAGAUGCCUGAAGAAGGAAAGAAAUUUGGCAUAGUGGACAGUUACUGGAGGGACAUCAUGACAGAGGCAAUUAAAGACACUAACUGUCUGGUGGCGACAUCACAACCUAACAUGAUUGGCAGGCUAAAUGAGGCCAAUGUGCUUUUGGAUGAGAUUCAAAAGGGAUUGAAUGCUUAUCUGGAGAAGAAGCGUCUCUAUUUCCCAAGGUUUUUCUUCUUAUCUAAUGAUGAACUGCUGGAGAUCCUGUCAGAGACCAAAGACCCAUUAAGAGUUCAGCCUCAUCUGAAGAAAUGUUUUGAAGGUAUCAGUAAGCUGGAGUUCACGGAACAACAGGAAAUUGUUGGAAUGGUUUCAGCUGAAAAUGAAACAGUUCCAUUUAACAAUAAGAUCUUCCCUGCAAAAGCCAAGGGUAUGGUGGAGAAGUGGCUGCUUCAAGUGGAAGACACCAUGUUGAGCAGUCUGAGGAAGGUGAUAUACGACUCCACUCAAGCUUACAGUUCCACCCCCAGGAAGAAGUGGGUAUUGGAUUGGCCUGGCCAGGUUGUCCUCUGUGUCAGUCAGAUCUUCUGGACUAUUGAGGGAGCAGAGGCCAUGAAGGAGAAAGAUGGAAUGAAGAAAUUCCUGGAAAAGAACAAGAAUCAAAUUGAUGAGAUUGUACAGCUGGUCAGAAGCAAAUUGGAGAGUGGCCACAGGAUUACUUUGGGAGCCCUGACAGUCAUUGAUGUCCAUGCUCGAGAUGUGGUGGCCACUUUUGUGGAAGAAGAUGUUAAGAACACCACAGACUUCCAGUGGUUGUCUCAGCUUAGGUACUACUGGGAGAAUGAUGUGAUAGUGCGUAUGAUCACCACAGACUGUAACUAUGGGUAUGAAUAUCUGGGCAACACCCCCAGACUGGUCAUCACUCCCCUCACCGAUAGGUGUUACAGAACCUUGAUGGGAGCCCUGAAGUUAAAUCUUGGUGGAGCACCAGAGGGGCCUGCUGGGACUGGUAAAACUGAAACCUGUAAGGAUUUGGCUAAAGCUGUGGCUAAACAGUGUGUUGUGUUCAACUGCUCCGAUGGUCUUGACUACAAGGCCAUGGGCAAGUUCUUCAAGGGUCUUGCUCAGGCUGGGGCCUGGGCGUGUUUUGAUGAGUUUAACCGUAUAGAGCUGGAGGUGUUGUCCGUGGUGGCCCAGCAGAUCCACAGCAUCCAGAAAGCCAUCGCGGCUAAGCUGAAGAAGUUCAUGUUUGAGGGUACUGAGCUGUCUCUGAACCCAAGCUGUACUAUGUUCAUCACCAUGAACCCUGGUUAUGCCGGGAGACAAGAGCUGCCAGACAAUCUCAAGGUGUUAUUCAGAACAGUAGCCAUGAUGGUGCCAGAUUAUGCCAUGAUUGGUGAGAUUGUCCUCUACUCUAUGGGAUUUAGCGAUUCCAAGAGUUUGGCCGGAAAGAUUGUAGCUACGUACAAGUUGUGUUCAGAGCAGUUGUCGUCUCAGCACCACUACGAUUAUGGAAUGAGAGCUGUCAAGUCAGUGUUGACUGCAGCAGGAAAUCUCAAACUGAAGUACAUGGAGGAGGAUGAAGCUGUUUUACUCCUCAAAGCCAUCAAUGAUGUCAACUUACCAAAGUUUUUGUCACAGGAUGUGCCGUUGUUUGGUGGUAUUAUCUCUGACUUGUUCCCUGGCAUUAACUUACCCAAACCAGAUUAUGAUGUCUUCCUGGAUGCUCUUAAACAGAACAUUGCCAAGCGCAAACUACAGCCAGUUCCUUGGUUCAUUGACAAGAUCAUUCAGAUAUACGAGAUGAUCCUUGUACGUCAUGGUUUGAUGAUAGUGGGUGAGCCUCUAGGAGGGAAGACCAUGGCUUACCAGUGUCUGGCUGAUGCACUGGGAGACCUACACCUGGCAGGCCUGAUGGAUGAGUUCAGAGUCAUCCACAGGGUUAUCAACCCCAAGUCCAUCACCAUGGGACAGCUGUAUGGCUGCUUUGACCCUGUAUCACACGAAUGGACUGAUGGUGUUCUGGCCAAUACUUUUCGUGAGUACGCUAGUAACCCAAGUGUUGACAGGAAGUGGAUUCUGUUUGAUGGCCCUGUGGAUGCUGUGUGGAUUGAGAACAUGAACACUGUACUGGAUGACAAUAAGAAGUUGUGUCUGAUGAGCGGUGAGAUCAUACAAAUGAGCAACAAGAUGAACCUGAUCUUUGAGCCGGCUGACUUGGAGCAGGCUUCCCCAGCCACAGUCAGUCGCUGCGGUAUGAUCUACAUGGAGCCCACCCAGAUGGGCUGGAAACCAAUGAAGGAGUCAUACAUGCAGCAUGAGUUACCAGCCAACCUGACACAGGAGCACAGGGAGCUGGUAGAUGACCUGUUUGAGUGGCUGGUUCAGCCCUGCCUGGACUUCAUCUCCCACAACUGUCGUCUCUUCAUCCAGACCUCCCACAUGCACAUGGUGUUUACUCUACAGCGCAUGUACUCCUGUUUGAUGGAUGAGAUCAUUGCUGAUGGUGCCAAAAGUCAUGACCCUGAUGACCCAGAUCGAGGGGAGACCUUAACCAACUCACAGAUCAUGCUGUGGCUGCAAGGCCUGUUCCUGUUCUCUGCGGUGUGGUCACUUGGAGGCUGUCUACAGGGUGACAGCAGGAAGAAGUUUGACACCUUCUUCAGGAACAUAAUCAGUGGCACCAAUAAUGAGCACCCCAAACCCAAGAGCAUCAAAAUAACAAAGAGCAACUCCAUCCCAGAGAGAGGCAGUGUCUAUGACUUCUGCUUUGAGAAGAAAGGCACUGGAAACUGGGUGGAAUGGAUGACCACUGUUGACAAAGCCUCACAGGUCAUUCCGCCGACUGCCAAGGUCAGCGAUCUGAUCAUCCCCACCUCAGAGACAGCCAGACAGGUGUACUUCCUCCAGUUGUACCUCACACACGAGAUCCCCUUGCUGUUUGUGGGUCCUACAGGAACAGGCAAAUCAGCCAUCACCAAUGGUUACCUCAUCAACCUGCCCAAAGACACAUAUGUGCCCAAUUGCCUGAACUUCUCCGCCAGAACAUCAGCUAAUCAAACACAAGACAUCAUUAUGUCUAAACUUGACAGGAGGAGAAAAGGUGUGUUUGGACCCCCAAUGGGCAAAAAGAGUGUGGUCUUUGUGGAUGAUCUCAGUAUGCCAGCCAAAGAGAAGUAUGGAGCCCAACCACCCAUUGAGCUGCUUAGGCACUGGGUAGACCAUGGGCACUGGUACGACAAGAAGGAUACCUCCAAGAUCUUCAUGGUUGAUGUGCUGUUUGUGUCGGCUAUGGGACCCCCUGGUGGAGGAAGGAAUGACAUCACUAGCCGCUUCACUCGUCACAUGAACCUCGUCUCCAUAGAUGAGUUCGAUGAUGCGACCAUGUCCAGGAUUUUCAACUCUAUAGCAGACUGGCACUUCGGCAAAGGAUUUGAUGGCUCCUUCUCUAGGCUUGGAAGGAUGAUGGUCCAGGCCACCAUGGGUGUGUACAAGGAGGCUAUCACGAACUUCCUGCCUACUCCCAGUAAGAGUCACUAUGUGUUCAAUCUGCGAGACUUUGCCCGCGUGAUCCGUGGUGUACUUCUAGUGCCAGCCUCUUGUAUGACAGAGGGGGACAAGCUGAUCAGGCUCUGGGUACAUGAGGUCUACAGGGUCUUCUAUGAUCGGCUCAUCGAUGAGACAGACAGGGUGACAUUCUUCAACAUUGUGAAGGAGGAAUGUAGUCACCACUUCAAGCAGACCAUAGAUAAAAUUCUAGGUUACCUGACAAAGAGUGGCCAUGUCAUUGAUGACAAUAUCCGCAGCUUGUUCUUUGGGGAUUACAUGGACAAGGACUCCGUAGAGCGGGUGUACGAUGAGGUCACAGACCUGAAGGAACUCACAGCCGUCAUGGAACACUACCUGGAUGAAUACAAUAUCAUCAGUAAAGCACCCAUGAGACUCGUCAUGUUCAAGUUUGCCAUUGAACACAUCUCCCGAGUUAGCCGAGUUCUCAAACAGGACAAUGGACAUGCACUGUUAAUCGGUAUGGGAGGCAGUGGUCGACAGAGUGCCACAAAGCUGGCAGGAUUCAUGGCUGACUACGAACUGUUCCAGAUUGAGAUUACCAAAAACUAUUCCAUAGCUGACUGGAGAGAUGACCUGAAAAGGUUGUUGCUAAAGGCCGGAGCUGAGGGAGUGCGCACAGUGUUCCUCUUCUCUGACAACCAGAUCAAGGACGAGUCAUUCAUGGAGGACAUCAGUAUGAUCUUGAACACAGGGGAUGUGCCCAAUUUGUACCCGGCAGACGAGAAAGCUGAGAUCAUUGAGAAGAUGCAGGGAGCUGCAAGGGCAGAGGGUAAGAAGAUAGAAGCCACACCUCUGGCCAUGUACAACUACUUUAUAGACCGUGUCAGACAGAAUCUCCAUGUGGUGUUAGCCAUGAGUCCUAUUGGAGAUGCCUUCAGGAACAGGCUCAGGAUGUUCCCCUCACUCAUCAACUGCUGUACAAUUGACUGGUUCACCGCGUGGCCAUCAGAUGCUUUGGAGAUGGUGGCCAACAAGUUCUUAGAGGAGGUGGACAUGGAGGACAGCGUUAGACUGGCUUGUGUGACAAUGUGUAAACACUUCCAUGAAAGUGUCAGACAAGCUUCUGAGAGAUACUUUGCCCUGUUGAGACGUCACAACUACGUCACCCCAACAUCUUAUCUUGAGCUGAUCCUCACCUUCAAGUCUCUGCUAGAUGUAAAGCGUGAGGAGAUCUCCAUGUUAAGGAACAGGUACCUGAAGGGUCUGGAGAAGCUGCAGUUUGCUGCCUCCCAGGUGUCCAUCAUGCAGCAGGAGUUACAGGACCUCCACCCAGAGUUGGUGAAAACCUCAGAGGAGACAGAGAAACUCAUGAUCAAAAUUGAACAAGAUACUGUGGAGGUUGAGGCUAAGAAAGAGGUAGUGGCUGCUGAUGAGGCUAUAGCUAAUGAGGCUGCUGCGGCUGCCCAAGCUAUUAAGGAUGAGUGUGAAGGGGACUUGGCUGAGGCUGUGCCUGCCCUUGAGGCUGCCAUCAGGGCCCUGAACACACUCAAACCCCAGGACAUCACCAUGGUCAAAGCCAUGAAGAAUCCCCCCAAUAUUGUGAAGCUGGUAAUGGAGUCAGUGUGUGUGAUGUUGAGUGUGAAGUCAGAGAGGAAGCCAGACCCUGGUGGCUCAGGGAAGAUGGUGGAGGACUACUGGGGACCAUCCAUGAAGCUCCUCGGAGAUCUAAAAUUCCUGGAUCGACUCAAAACCUAUGACAAAGACAACAUUGCUCCAGCGAUUAUGAAAAAAAUCAGAGAAAAGUAUAUAACAAACUCUGACUUUGACCCAUCUAUUGUGAAGAAUGCCUCUGCAGCUUGUGAGGGCAUGUGUAGCUGGGUGAGGGCCAUGGAUGUGUAUGACAGAGUGGCCAAGGUUGUCGCCCCAAAGAAACUUAAGUUAGCAGAGGCGGAGUCUGAGUUGGCUAUGCAAAUGGAGAAACUGAAUGAGAAGAGAGCUCAGUUACAGGAGGUGACAGACAAGCUGCAGUCUCUCAAUGAUGAAUUUGAGGCGAUGACUCAAAAGAAGAAAGAGCUGGAGGAUAACAUAGAUCUAUGUCAGAAGAAAUUGGAGAGAGCUGAGAAGCUGAUCGGAGGUCUGGGUGGGGAGAAGGACAGGUGGACAGAGGCUGCCAAGACCUUGGGGGAGAAGUACAUCAACAUCAUGGGGGAUGUGUUACUGUCAUCAGGGCUGGUGGCUUACUUGGGAGCAUUCACUGUGGACUUCAGACAGGAAAUCACCAAGGACUGGCACAACAUGUGUGUGGAGAAGAAGAUACCGUGUUCACCAGUGUUCUCCCUGAAUGCUACACUGGGUGACCCUGUCAAGAUACGAGCCUGGCAGAUUGCUGGUUUACCAGUGGAUGCCUUCAGUAUUGAUAAUGGUAUUGUUGUCUCCAACUCCAGACGAUGGCCCCUCAUGAUAGAUCCACAAGGCCAAGCCAACAAGUGGGUUAAGAAUAUGGAGAGAAACAAUCAGCUGGGCAUUAUCAAGCUGUCUGAUGCUAACUAUGUGAGGACCCUAGAGAACUCUAUCCAGUUUGGUUACCCUGUCCUUCUGGAGAAUGUGGCUGAAGAAUUGGACCCACUGUUAGAGCCCAUCCUACAGAAGCUCACCUUCAAACAGCAAGGGGUGGAGUACAUCCGAUUGGGAGACAGUGUGAUAGAAUACUCAUCAGACUUCAGAUUCUUUAUUACCACUAGACUAAGGAAUCCACAUUACUUACCUGAGGUCUCCGUCAAGGUGUGCCUGCUGAACUUCAUGAUCACCCCACAAGGUUUACAGGAUCAGCUGUUAGGUAUUGUGGCAGCCAAGGAGAAGCCAGAACUAGAGGAGAAAAAGAACCAGCUGAUUCUGGAAGGAGCAGAAAAUAAGAAGCAGUUAAAGGAAAUAGAAGACAAGAUCCUAGAAGUCUUGUCAAGCUCUCAGGGUAACAUCCUGGAAGAUGAGACAGCCAUCAAGGUACUGUCUUCCUCCAAGACCCUAUCUGAAGAGAUCUCUGCCAAACAGGAGAUUGCGGCAGCCACAGAGAAAGAGAUUGACGAGACAAGGAAUGGUUAUGAGCCUGUGGCUGUCCACUCCUCUAUCUUGUUCUUCUGUAUCACAGACCUGGCCAACAUUGAGCCUAUGUACCAGUACUCUCUCACAUGGUUCAUCAACCUCUAUCUGCAGUCCAUCGUCAACAGUGUUCCAUCUUCUGACCUGGAGGAAAGGAUCAGCAAUCUCAAUGAGCAUUUUACUGACAGUAUCUACAAGAAUGUCUGUCGCUCAUUGUUUGAGAAAGACAAGUUACUCUUCUCCUGCAUUCUGUGUGUUGGAAUCAUGAAAGGGCAAAACAAGAUCGAUGAUGAGGUAUGGAGGUUCCUGUUAACUGGGGGUGUGGCUCUGGAGAAUCCUUACCCUAACCCAGCUCCAGAGUGGCUAGGAGACAAAUCCUGGUCAGAAAUAGUGCGAGCUUCAAACCUCAAGAAUCUGAAAGGAUUUAAAGAGCAUGUGGAAGGCUACAUCCACCAGUGGAAAGAGAUGUACGACUCUGGCCAGCCACAAGAACACAAGCUGCCUGCCCCCUUUGAUUGCCUGACUGGUCUGGACAAAAUGGUCAUUCUGCGGUGCUUCCGUCCUGACAAGAUGGUGCCCGCCGUCCAGGAAUUCAUCAUUGACAACAUUGGCCAGUCAUUUAUUGAACCCCCUACAUUUGAUCUUGCUGGGUCCUUUGCUGAUUCCAACUGCUGUGCUCCACUGAUCUUUGUACUGUCACCUGGGGCUGAUCCUAUGGCCUCGCUGCUCAAGUUUGGAGAGGAUAAAGGUUACACUGGUAACCGCAUACAGACCAUCUCCCUGGGCCAGGGACAGGGCCCUAUAGCGGCUAAAAUGAUCGACAGUGCCCUGAAGGAUGGAACAUGGGUGGUCUUACAGAACUGUCACCUGGCCACAAGCUGGAUGUCUAAGCUGGAGAAGAUCUGUGAAGAGGUGAUUAUCCCAGAGAGCACUCACACAGAUUUCCGCCUGUGGUUAACUAGUUACCCAUCUGAUGAAUUCCCCGUGUCUAUUCUGCAAAAUGGUGUCAAGAUGACAAAUGAGCCUCCCAAAGGAUUGAGAGCAAACCUGCUGAGGUCAUACCUCAAUGACCCUAUCUCAGACCCAGCCUUCUUUAACAGUUGUAACAAGCCAGAGCCCUGGCACAAGAUGCUGUUUGGCCUGUGCUUCUUCCAUGCUCUGGUACAGGAGAGGAGGAAGUUUGGGCCUCUAGGCUGGAACAUUCCAUACGAGUUCAACGAGUCAGACUUACGUAUCAGCUUAAGACAAAUGCUGAUGUUCCUGAAUGAGUAUGAUGAGUUACAGCUGACGGCCUUGACCUAUCUGACAGGAGAGUGUAACUAUGGCGGUCGUGUGACAGACGACAAGGAUAGGAGGCUCCUCAUGUCCAUUCUCUCUGUCUUCUACAACAAGGCAGUUGUGGAAGAUGAUAGCUACAAGUUCUCCCAAAGUGGUUUGUAUUAUGCCCCCAAGGAGGGGGACUACCAGAGCUAUAUAGACUACAUCCGUAGCUUCCCGCUCAUCCCCAACCCUGAAGUGUUUGGUCUGCAUGAGAACGCUGACAUUACCAAGGAUAACCAAGAAACACAGCAGCUGUUUGACAACAUCUUACUGACCCUGCCCCGUCAGACUGGGGGUGGCGGAAAGUCAUCAGGAGAGGUUAUCCAGGAUUUGGCAGCUGAUAUCCUCUCCAAGCUACCCAAUGAUUACGAUUUGGAAAAGGUGAUGAAGAAAUACCCUGUACUGUACAAUGAGUCUAUGAACACAGUACUGAGACAAGAGUUGAUUCGCUUUAACCGCCUGACGGCCGUGGUGAGAAGCACGUUACAGAACUUACAGAAGGCCAUCAAAGGUUUGGUGGUCAUGUCAUCUGAGCUGGAGGAGGUGUUUAACAGUAUGCUGGUGGGGAAGCUUCCAGCCGUGUGGGCAGCCAAGUCCUACCCAUCCCUCAAACCACUCGGCAGCUACAUCUCAGAUCUGCUGCAAAGGUUGAAAUUUUUCUCUGACUGGAUAGAUGCAGGGGCCCCGCCAUCAUUCUGGCUGUCUGGUUUCUACUUCACCCAGUCCUUCUUAACAGGCGUGUCUCAGAACUAUGCCAGAAAGUACACCAUUCCUAUUGAUGAGAUUGGAUUUGAGUUUGAGGUGAUGAAGCUGGAGAAAUCUGACAUUAGCGAGAAACCAGAAGAUGGAGCAUUUGUCUAUGGUCUGUUCCUUGAAGGCGCUCGCUGGGACAAAGAGACUAUGCUUAUAGGAGAGUCACUACCAAAGAUUCUCUUUGAUCCCUUACCUAUUAUCUGGCUUAAGCCAAGCCAAGUGUCCAAGUUCAAGAAGGUGCCCGCCUAUCCUACUCCAGUGUACAAGACAAGUGCCCGCAGAGGAGUGCUAUCCACGACAGGCCACUCAACCAACUUUGUCCUCUUCAUCCAGUUACCCACAGACAAACCUAUCAGCCACUGGAUCAACCGGGGCGUGGCAGCUCUUUGUCAGCUAGAUGACUAGUGUGGAAACCUGUAG